CACAAGCUAGGUGGAUGAUGAGGUAGACAGCAGGCCACGACGUCUUGCGUCCAUGGAGUGUUUGCAAGAGACGCACGCAAAUGGACGACGGCGCCUGUUCUGGGGAGGCCGUCCGGCUGUCCAACAACCCGAACCGUCCCUUCGUCUCCCUCCGCCACCAACAGCUGAGCUCAGUGUUGUCGCUCCGGGCAACAGGCCAUCGCGUAUGUUUCGUUCUGCUACUCUGAUAUCCCCAGCGCUGCUGCGUGGCUGACUCGUACUGGGAAAACGUACAAAUGAUAUCAUCCCGUGCGUAUGCUCCCGAUUUCAGACAAGCUCAAACCCAGCCCGCCCACAGCCUCCAUGGUGCUCCUCUACGCGCUUCCUGGCCAUAGACGAUACAACGUGUGCGCAUCCACGAACACCUUAUAGCACUCUAGCGCCCAUCAGUUUCGCCCUCAACGCGACCAGGAACUCACUUCCGGCCCCCAUCCUCGCUCUGCCGUCUUCCCUUCCGUCCUCGGAUGCUCCGCAUCUCGUCUUCAAGGCAGUCAUCCCCCUUCGCACAUCGGAUGGUGGACAUGCCACAAGUGUUGUCGCUCUCCACCGGUGGUCGACGACGACACGGCGUGUGCCGUAGACCUGGCCCUCGACGCUCAGCAGACCCAGCACGCCCUCCUUCCGGCUGGUCCCCCGAGCGGGAACGGACGUCCCCUACCUGUCAAGGUGAGUCCCCCUACGCCGGUCAGUCGCCCUACUCCCGUCCUCUGCGGGUAUACCCCUAUGUGUUGCUGAGAGAGGGUCGAACCAACUCCGCGCGGUAUGGUCGGCCCGCGGGUGAGUCGUUGGCAAACUUUCAUCUUGCUCGCCCUGCGUCUCUCUUCCGAUCUCUCCUUGCACGGCGUGGUCCGUGCUCGUCUGCCCAUCCUGACGGAUGCCGCCACGCCCGCGGGGAAGCACGUUCAGCCGGUGUCGCACGGACGCAGGCUGGAAUAGUGCGCUGGGGACCGAGUCGCUCGGCUCGAGGUGUGUCUGCAGUCUCUGACGUUCCCUCCCGUGCUCGCGUGACUCUUACUCGUGCGCACUGGCCACUGCUUCAUGCCCUGUCCUGAAUCUUCGUGCCAGGCGAAACGGUCUAUACAGCCAGUGCGUCGUCAGGUGGAAGAGGCCUGCAUAUCACUCCGAUCGAAUGGGGAUGUGUAUCGUGUGUAGGCGCUUUUGAUGAGACUCGUCCUGAGGCCUGUAUUCCUCCUCGCUUGCACCCAGCUAUCCCUUUUCCCUUGACUAUACAUCACAGAUCAAAAGCUGAUGUCCAUGCUUGUGUGCUGGAUCGGAGGCUUCCUGUAUCACUAUGACUCCCGACAUAAUCGCAGGACGCCUCCCCUUUAGGACGCGCCGUCUCUCGCUGCCCUCGUCGUCGCCGCGACCCGGCCCUGUCGCACGAGUCUCGCUGUCGGUCGUCCCGCUCGCCUCAAUCACGCAUCGCCGCCCGAGUCCAUCGCGGCCGGAGCAACGUCGUUCGCAACGUGCGCGUCCCGUGUAACCUAUUGGAAUGGGGAUCCGUCGCCUGCUCCGUCUCUGACCCCGUUUCUGUGGCAUCACCACGUCCGGUGUUGUCUGCGAGGUCGAGUCGACGCCCGAUGCGCGUUGUCGGUCCGCUCGACCUAGCCAUGCCUUCUUCGGCGUCUGUAACAAAGAACGCUGCGUCAUCAAAUCUCUUCCCGCGCAGCGUCCGCCUGUCUCAGGUCUCCUAUGGGCGCCUUCAGUCCGGGGCUGCCCAUUGCGAUAUUGCCUUCGCGCUUGAUGAAGCUCAUCGGAAGCAGACACUCGCGACGGGGCUUCCGGGUCCUCGACGCCCUCGUAGGGCGCGUGCGGCGUUAUAGAAGCUCCUUCUCCGCGUCCUCCUUCACGGGGCGCUCCGGUGGCAGAAUGGACGCAAUGUCGCAUAGAUCACUUGGUGCAGACGUCGGCUGCAUGUAUCCGUCUGGGUGGCGAAAGGAAGUCCUGGCCGCAAGGAAGUUCAUGUACAGCCUGAGGCCUUGGGCCUUCGGCUCCUCCCGGACGGUGCAAUGACAGAUAUGCGUGAUACUUAGGCUGGGCGUGCACUGUAGUACCGCGCUCGUGCAUCAAGCUCUCCAGCGCUGAAAAUCGGAUCGACCUGCUCGCCUCCCUCCGUGGCACCGGUAAGAGGAAGAGGGCGGCCGACACGUGGAUGCUCUGUUCCGGUCGAUUUCGUGGCACCCACUACUCCUACCCAUAUGACUCCCUGCUUCACAGACCGGGGACGGAGAUCGAGUACGGCGCUCUCAUAUAGACCAAAAACCGGACGUUUAGAUUCCAAUAUCUGGGAGGCAUUGCCAAGCACGCUUCGGGAGUUAUCGGUAUGAAGGAACAGACCUGCAAUGAAGGACACGGUGAACGUAUGGAGCCAUACUCCAUCCAGUUCCUCGCUCCUUUGAAACCUUCCCACCGGUACCCGCAGGAAGGUUCGAUCCGAAUGCCUUCUAUCCAGACAGACUUGUCUGGGUCACCCGCUAUCGCGUAUGCUAUAAGAGCGGAGGUAGGGAAGCUGAGCCUGAUGGCUGCACUGAACGGUACAUUCACUGUGCUAGUACUGGUCGCUUGGGCGGCUCUCGUCAAACAGAGACGCACUCAUUUUUACAUGACGACUGCACUCAGUCUAAUGCUCGCUCUCCUUUAUGUGUCCACCACAACGGACUUUGUCCUCAGCGUCUUGCUUUCUAUUUCUGCCCUAGGAAACAUCAUCUGUAAGGGAAUUCAGUCAGCAGCAAAGGAUUCAGACGCGUCGUGGCAACCAAAUCGGCCAUGGUACUCACUUUGCGCCCCCGUUGGCGAUUGGGUCUCCCUGCAUGGACGUUGUGCCACCAACGGCACACUUAUCAUUAACAUCUUGUGUAGAGAUGCAAUCAUCUGCUGGCGGGUCUCAUUGCUCUGGCCAGGGAACCGUAUCAUGGGAAGUGCCUUCGUUAUCUUACCGUGGGCAACGUUCGCUCUGGGAGCACUAGUUGCGAAGGAGUCUUGUUCAGGAACUGGCCUUGCGGAGAAGGUAUUCACAUACGAUGUCGCAGCAUCCGUGUUAUCUCUCUUCACGAAUCUCUUUGCAACUCUAACAGUUGCUUACAAGGCAUGGUACUCGAGAAGAUUCCUUUGCCGGUACUUGAUGGCAGGUCAUACGAGCGCGAAACUGGAGCGGCUCUUCUCUAUAUUGAUUGAGUCAGGGAUGGCAUACACUGCUCUGUGGAUUCUGGUGGUCAUCUGGCAGGUCAUGAAAACGAGUGCUUACAACGCAGAAGACGACUCUGCCCUGAAUGGACUCAAUAUUUUCAUGAAUGGAGGACUGGUGCCUAUGAUCGCAAUAUAUCCUGCCAUCAUCGCUAUACUCGUUGCGCUCAAUCGGUCUCACAUGGAUAAAGGCUUCACGGAGAGCCGGAUAGACCGUCUUACCGUCUUCCCGACCAGGUCCACUAUCAUAGUUGUUGGGGAACCUGAGGGAGCUAAGCAUGACAGCUCAUGCGACAGAGGUUCUGAAGUAUUGCACAUUGCGCACGAGAAAGUGGGAGGUUGGGAGGGAC
Messenger RNA from Dichomitus squalens LYAD-421 SS1, 3572 nucleotides. RefSeq lists its product as uncharacterized. The transcript has 12 exons. The record is from RefSeq and is a predicted model, not a curated record. The annotation marks the transcript as partial. NCBI's taxonomy places the organism in Eukaryota, Fungi, Basidiomycota, Agaricomycetes, Polyporales, Polyporaceae.